Linum tenue is the source of this 2741-nucleotide messenger RNA. The record is from the annotation of a GenBank genome assembly. Lineage: Eukaryota; Viridiplantae; Streptophyta; Magnoliopsida; Malpighiales; Linaceae.
UUAAUUGCCCAUGGGUCUUGUCGAAAAGAAGGCCCGGCAUGGGAGAGUAGGAUUUUGGCAGCCUUGCUCUGGAAAUUGGAAAAAAGAAAGGCAAAAGAUCGGGAAGUAGCCGCCGCCUCUCAGUCUGCCGCCGGGAGGUCAGCACAGAAGUAUCAAGUAACACGUUCCUCGGAAGUUGAGUCGCCGGACUUGGGGCCUCUCUGACCUCUGUUGAUACCUCCGCCUCCGUGUAUCCGAGGAAAGCAUCGCCAGCGGCAAUCGAGCUUGAUACGGAAAUCAAUUUCGCCGCUAAAGGAGCACCGCAGCCUAGUUUAUUCGAAGGGGGUUAAUAGAUGGAGAGAGUCCUGCUAGGCAUGGCUGGACCAUGGGCCGAUGAUAGUCGUGAAGCAGCUGAUCAUUACACAACCAAAAUUGGUGGACUUCCUGAUUGGCCUUUCCCCAGAGAGUCUCUACCGCCGGAUCUGCUAAAGUGUCGCAAAUGUGGAGGGCACCUGUGUCUGGUUGCACAGGUGUAUGCUCCAGUUUCUACCGGAUCCUUGAAGAUUGAAGAACGUUUUCUUUUGAUCUUUGGUUGUAUAAUGCCUGGAUGCGGCACAAGUCCUGAUAGCUGGCGAGCUUUUCGUGUCCAGAGAUUAGACGAUGGAAGAGAAGUGAGGGAAAGCACUCCUGUGAAAACAUUGCCUUCAACUACUACACCUUCCAUCUCAGAUUCAAAGGCCAGUUGGUUUGAUGGGUUCGACGAUGAUGAUGAUGACGACGAAGAUAUGGAUCUGGAAGCUCUUGGUAGAGCCCUUUUAGAAGCUGGAACGGCCUUGAAUUCCGUUUCCAAGAAAGAAAGCCGGAACAAGCGGUCAGGGACAGUUCAAAAUUAUCUUCCUUCGACUCCAGGAACCAGACUGGUUGACAAGGAAUGUCCAGUGGCUCCUUGCUUUUACAUGUAUACUCAGGAGCAUAAACCUGCAAGUGCUGUUGUCUCUCUAUCUUCGAAUUACUCUUCACUUUCCAUCAAGGAGAAGCAAAGUGCUGAUGGUGGUGAUGAUGAUAGUGAUAAAGAAACAUGGGCACCCGAAGCUUAUGAGUAUGAUGCAGCUUUAAAUGCCGACAGAACUUACCUCAAGUUCAAGAAGCAAUUGGAUGCAAACCCAGAGCAGUGUUUCAGGUAUUCCUAUGGUGGAAAGGCACUUGUAGCUACCCAAGGGGUAGCAGAUGUCGGUGGAUGCAAGCUAUGUGGCGGUUCAAGAUUUUAUGAGAUGCAGCUGAUGCCCACCGUAAUCUAUUUUCUGCAAGAAGCUGCUGAUGACCAGCUAAGACAUGCAUUAGAGAACUGGGACUGGUUGACUCUACUUGUCUAUACGUGUGCCAAGAGUUGUUCGAACUCGAAUUCUUGCAUCGAGGGGUGGAUUGUGGCGGAAGAAGGUGUCGUCCUUCAGUCUGAGAACACAAAGCCAAACCCACCACCCACCAUGGCCUCAAAGCUCGCAUCUUCCAACAACUACUCCCUUCUCCUCCAAAACCCACACCACCACCACCGCGGCGCCGCCGGAACCCACAACCACCUCCGCCCCUCCGCCGCCGCCUCCCCCAAAAUCAAGCCUCUUUCCCUACGAUGCGCCGCCACCACCGCCGCCGCCUCCCCGAUCCCAGCCCACGUCGGAGAAGAGCGCAUAUUCAAUUUCGCCGCCGGACCCGCGACCCUGCCGGCCAACGUCCUCAAGAAGGCCGAAUCCGAGCUCUACAACUGGCGCGGAUCUGGGAUGAGCGUCAUGGAGAUGAGCCACAGGGGGAAAGAGUUCCUCUCCAUCAUCCAGAAGGCCGAAUCGGAUCUCCGCUCCCUUUUGAACAUCCCCGAGGAUUACUCCGUCCUCUUCCUCCAAGGCGGCGCCACCACCCAAUUCGCCGCCAUCCCGCUCAACCUCUGCUCCCCUGACGACUCCGUCGAUUUCGUGGUCACCGGAUCUUGGGGCGACAAGGCGUACAAGGAGGCCCAGAAGUACUGCAAGCCGAAGCUGAUCUGGUCAGGUAAAUCGGAUAAGUACACCACAAUCCCUUCUUUUGAUACCCUAGAGCAGAGCUCGGGCGCCAAGUAUUUGCAUAUAUGCGCCAAUGAGACGAUUCACGGGGUUGAGUUCAAGGACUACCCAAACCCUAAAAAUGGGAUCUUGGUUGCCGACAUGUCCUCCAAUUUCUGCUCCAAGCCCGUCGAUGUCUCCAAAUUCGGGAUCAUCUACGCGGGUGCGCAGAAGAAUGUGGGGCCAUCUGGAGUCACCAUUGUGAUCAUCAGGAAAGAUCUGAUUGGAAAUGCUCAGGGGAUUACCCCUGUAAUGCUGGAUUACAAGAUCCACGCCGAGAACAAUUCGCUGUACAACACGCCUCCCUGCUACGGGAUCUACAUGUGCGGGCUGGUGUUCGAGGAUCUGGUGGCACAGGGCGGGCUGGAGGAAGUGGAGAAGAAGAACAAGAAGAAAGGGGAGUUGCUGUACAAUGCGAUCGAAGAGAGCAAUGGUUUCUACAGGAACCCUGUCGAGAAGUCGGUGAGGUCGUUGAUGAAUGUGCCAUUCACGAUGGAGAAGUCUGAACUGGAGGCGGAGUUCAUCAAGGAGGCUGUGAAGGAGAAGAUGGUUCAGCUGAAGGGACACAGGUCGGUGGGAGGGAUGAGGGCUAGCAUCUACAAUGCAAUGCCGUAUGAAGGUGUGGAGAAGUUGGUUGCUUUCAUGAAGGACUUCCAGGCUAAGCAUGCUUGA